Agrilus planipennis (emerald ash borer) is the source of this 1754-nucleotide messenger RNA. Its product is annotated as alpha-1,6-mannosyl-glycoprotein 2-beta-N-acetylglucosaminyltransferase. The record is from RefSeq and is a predicted model, not a curated record. Gene Ontology annotation, molecular function: alpha-1,6-mannosylglycoprotein 2-beta-N-acetylglucosaminyltransferase activity. Gene Ontology annotation, cellular component: Golgi stack; Golgi membrane. The transcript has 6 exons. Lineage: Eukaryota; Metazoa; Arthropoda; Insecta; Coleoptera; Buprestidae. Gene Ontology annotation, biological process: oligosaccharide biosynthetic process; protein N-linked glycosylation. Bases 325 to 1686 code for a protein of 453 amino acids.
UGCCCAGAGGAGUAUCACUUUAGAGUGUUGUGUUUUAUACUACGUUUAGCGUUCGAUCCAGCUAAAUCGCUUGCUAAAGUGUAGGCUGUAUAACGCACGGUAAAUGGUAUCAUUUUAAUACCGCUAUUUUGGCUUCUCUACACCGAAAAAUAGUCUGCAAUCGUUAAAGAAAAGAAUAUAAAAUGUCGCCCUUAACAGCGAAAAUGAUGAAGGCAGAAUAAGAAAAUCGCAACCGUGAAUCGAAGUCAAUUAACAAUAUAGUUCGCGAAAAACAGUUCUUCCUGCAGAUCAAUAAAUUCAGACUGGUCAUUGGGAUGAUAUACUAUGAGCAGCAGGCGAAGCCUGCUAGUACGCCGCCGUGGAAUAUCAUGGCUCCGGAACAGCGUGCUUCUGUUUAUUGUCGUAUUCGUUUGGCUCCAGCUAAACUUUCUAAGCUUAAGAAACUCAUCCGAUACCGGCCAGGAAAUAAAUGAUUCAUACGCAGCAAUUCUUAGUAUGGUUCCUUCCCUUCUGCAUAAGUUCCUUACACCUAGGCCUUUUAAUCGGUCCCUUUCAAAUCUAACUAUCGGUAACCUAUUUUCUAAAUCUUCCCUCAACAUUUCCGAAAUGAAAUAUUUCAUUAACAGAUACAACAAAGAGCAAACAGUUAUCAAUGAAAAUAUUUUUGGUCCAUUGCAGAAUGAUUCGAUUGUAAUCGUAGUGCAGGUACACGAUAGAAUAAAUUACCUCAGGCAUCUUAUAGUAAGCCUAGCCCAAGUUACUGAUAUAGCUCAGGUACUGCUUAUAUUUUCACAUGAUUUUUAUGACGAAGAAAUUAACGGGCUGGUUCAAAGCAUCGAUUUUUGCAAAGUAAUACAAAUUUUUUAUCCAUUUUCAAUUCAAACACAUCCAAACGAGUUCCCUGGUGAAGAUCCUAAAGACUGCCCACGUAACAUGAAGAAAGAAUUGGCUGUGGCUAGGAAAUGCAAAAAUGCGAUGUAUCCUGAUCACUAUGGACAUUAUCGAGAGGCAAAAUUUACGCAAACAAAGCACCACUGGUGGUGGAAAGCGAAUAGAGUGUUUAAUGAAUUGGAAAUUAUGAAAAAUUACACAGGUUUGGUGGUUCUUCUAGAGGAGGACCAUUACGUCGCUGAAGAUUUUCUUUAUGUGUUAAAAAAAAUGGAACAAGCGAGUAAGGAUUCAUGUCGCUACUGCAACAUGUUAUCCCUAGGGAACUAUUUGAAAACUUAUAAUUAUUACAGCGACUCCAGAAAAGUGGAAGUAACACCUUGGAUAAGUAGCAAGCACAAUAUGGGGAUGGUUUUUAAUCGUAGCACGUGGGUAGAAAUAGUUGGCUGUGCUGAAUUCUUUUGUAAAUAUGACGACUACAACUGGGAUUGGUCCUUGCAACAGGUAUCCCAAAAUUGUCUAAAGCACAAAUUGCAUACAAUGGUGGUGAGAGCACCCAGGGUUUUCCAUAUUGGAGAAUGCGGGGUUCACCACAAUAAAAGCAAUUGUCUUUCGACAGCCAUAAUUUCAAAGGUUCAACAGGUUUUGAAGUCAGCAAAGAAAUAUUUGUACCCGUCCUAUCUUACAUUAAGUUACACUACAGUCUUAAAAAAGGCGAAACUACGCAAAGGGAAUGGGGGUUGGGGUGAUAAAAGGGAUCACAUACUAUGUCUCGCAAUGGCCCUCAAAUAUGUUUAAUGAUGCUUUUGCUCAAAGUCUUGAAGAUGUUGAGAUUUUUAUUCACUCUUUUUCGAAAUUUUAUUGAC